AUGCCCCCGAGGAGUCCUUUGAAGAUUGCCGCUGGUGGGGGGCGGCGGGAGAUCAUUCUCAUAAAGGAGCCAAAGAAGAGUAAGCGGCAGAGGGCUGCGUCUGUUGGUGGUGGUGGUGCUGGGAGUGGGGCGGCUGGCGCAGCAGUCUGUGCACAGGGGCAAGCUGUGGUCAGUGGUGGUGCUCAUGCAGGGGAGCCGCAGCAGAAGGAGCAGGAGGAGCUGAAGAAGCAAGAGGGGCACGAUGGGGAGACGCAGAAGAGGCAGGAGGAGGAGAAGAGGCGAGAGGAGCAGGAGAAGCAGAAGGAGGAACAGGAGGUGAAGCAGGAUGAGCAAGGGGGUCUGAUGCAGCAGAGUAGAACGUCAGCAGUGGCACAACAGCAGCAGCAGGAACAGGUCCGUUCACAGGCGCAGGGAAAAGGCUUUAUGAUCGGGGAGUAUACUAGGCUGAAACGGCCUUCCAGCAGUGGUGGCACCGGUGGCUGCGGUGCCGGCGGUGAUGGCAGCGGUUCUAUUUAUAGCGAAGGGAGCACGCCAAGCAGCCCAAAGGGCACGUUCACCAAGGCCGGCGGGCUGUCCCUCCCGCGCACGGGUUUCACCGACGCGUCCUUCAAUGCAUCAGUGUCAGGCGCGUGGCAGCAGUUCAGCCGCUCCCUGCGCCUGCUCUCCCCCUUGGACCUCUGCGGUGCCCCUCCCCAGCCCUUGAGGGGAGGCCGAGCAGGGGUGCGGUUCUCUGCUCUUGAAGGGUUUAGAGGGCUUGCGGGAGGAGCAGUGGGCGGUGGGGGAGGGGGGGGAUCGGAGGUUGAGAUGGAGUGGAGGGAGAGGCUGUUGGAGAGGAGAAAGGAGGGGGGGUUCAAGCGGUCGUCUUCACUGAGCGAAGCAGAGGCGUUUCAGCAGCUGGGGCUGUAUGGGUUGGACGAGGAGGGGUAUGGCGGGCAGGAUGGGGCAGGGAAGGAGCGGGGUUGGAGUGCCAGUGAGGGGAUGAGAAAGGGUGGUGUUGGCGGCACUGGGAUUGGUCUUGGUCUUGGCUUAGGAGUGGGGCGCAGCUCGAGUAGCAAGUCAGCGGAGGAGAGUGCUUCUGCUGGUGCUGCUAUGGCUGCGUCUCCUGCUUCUGCUUCUGCCGUUGCAGGCGCUGGUGGUGCGAGUUCUGGUGGUUUCAGCGCUGUUGGUUUUGGUGCUGGUGGCGACGUGCUAGGCUUUCUGUCGCGCGGGUUCGGAGGCAGUAGCAGGGCAGCAGGAGGGGCGGUGGGAGCAGGGGGGCGGGUGCAGCAGCAGCAGGGUAGUGGGGGUGCGGGACUGGCAGCAUGCAUUGGCGGUGCAGCAGGCAGCGCGGGGAGGAUGGGAGGAGGGGCUCGGAAUGAUGAUGACGAUGAUGAGUCGCUGCUGCUGGGUUACACGAGGAUUGAUGUGGAUGGUGUCUCUGUGGGCGAGUCAGAGAGGGGUGGGGUGGAUGAGGAGGAGGGUGUGGGAGGUGCACUUGGGGUGGGCGUGGGAGUGGGAGCGGGGAGAGCAGGCAUGGGUGCAGCUGGUGCAAUGGCGGCGAAUUCGGUUGAUGUGAGUGGAGGGCACUUGGGUGGGUACGCGUACGCCUGCCAGGCUCCCAUUGUCUCUCUCGCCGACCGCCCAUCUGGUUCAGUUUCUCUUCCCAUCUCUCCCGCUAGUUCCUCCAAAUUCCGUUCCGGUUUCCUGCAUCUUUCUCCCUUUCUCUCUCCCCCUUUUCCCCCCCUGUGCCGCGCAUACUCCCAUGUGUGGUGUUGCCCUGCUAGCAGCCGUCGUCUGACUCCUUCACCUCAACUGGGCUACGGCACAAUAGGCUGUGUCUGCUCGUCGCUGUGUUGA
This is a messenger RNA of Closterium sp. Yama58-4, 1836 nucleotides long. The record is from the annotation of a GenBank genome assembly. Lineage: Eukaryota; Viridiplantae; Streptophyta; Zygnematophyceae; Desmidiales; Closteriaceae.